UAUAAAUAUCACCAAAAUAUGCUUUUAUGCCCAUUUUCUUCAAGAAUGGCAGCUAGAGUCAAAACACACACAGUACAACAGCAUUUGGCAACUAUACUGCACACAGCUGACCAACUUUUGGAUAAUUUUAUAUGCAACCCUUGCUUUCAAAUCUAUGCCACUGAUUGAUUAAUUAUCUCCGUAUCAGCUUUAUUGUCCUUUAUUAUCUUUUAUUUCUCUAGAAAUGUUUCUUUUAAAUAAGACUAUACAGCUAUUUCUCUGCUUUACUGCAGCUGGUGAGAACCCAAUGAAAGGGUUUAAUCUGGUGUUAGUAGAGAUCAAAACAUCUCUGAGAGUUGGAAAAACACGCAGCAGAAAAAAUGCAAGAUGCUGAGGAGGUGAAAGAAGGAGAAUGCACACGUGCACAAGAUCACUCAUGGCCAAUCGUGUCCUCGGGAUUUCCUCAGUUUUCUCCUCCUCGUGCCAGUCAGGAUAAAAACCUCACGUUCACUGAAGCACUUUAGGAUAUUUUCCACGGGGAAACUCUCACGAUGCUGCAGCUGUUGGCAUUCCUGGUGGAGAAGCUCUCUCUUCUCUCCAACUUCAAACUUUUUGAGUCCAGUUGGUCGGACGCUGAGGAGAAGGAGUGCCCGGCGCAGCGUGGCCCCCCGCGGCCCCUCCAGAGAGGAGACCUGCUGGAGGUCCCCAGAACCCUUUUCACCCACUACGGCAUUUAUUUAGGUGACAAUAAAGUCGCACACCUGAUCCCAGACAUCCUCCCUGUGUUCACAAACGACACGAAGCUGAUCAGUUCUGUCAUAACCAACAAGAGACUCAUCCUCGGCUGCAUCUACAGGUGCGCCACAGUGCGCGUGGACACAUUGGAGGACUUUGCUUAUGGUUCCAACAUACUGGUUAACCAUGUGGACAAAAUGAUGAAGAAGCCAGCAUUAAACAAUGAAGAUGUCGCCAAGAGAGCUGAGAAACUCAUCGGUGCCAUCCGCUACAGUCUGCUGUGGAAUAACUGCGAACACUUUGUGACAUACUGCAGAUACGGAUCUGCAGCGAGUCGGCAAACAGAGAAGUUUUGCGAGUGCCUAAAAUCAAUCAUCAGAGACCAGCGCAGCGUCAUUGCUACAGGACUGCUCGGAAUGAUCUCCAUUGUCUGUUUCGGCAUGGCACCUUCAACUACAUUACCCACAGUUCUUAUUCCCUUCACGCUCUGGAUGGCUGGUUAAAAAGGAGCUCAGCACAAAGACCUGCAAACAAACUGAAUUGUACUUUUACUCGGCAAAGACUGACCGGAAACCUCCUCAGAAUAGCGUUUCCUCUGCACUCCAUGUCUAUGAUGCCUUAUGAAAAUACUUGGUACUUUCAUUUUAUUAUGUAGAGAAUGUUGUCUGUUUUGUCUUGUUACAUGUACUAAUAGUUUACUACGUGCCUUAUAAGUGUGUGCUCAUAAAACUGGAGGUAAAUAUGUUAAUUCUUUAUAUAAGAAUAUAGUUUGUGAUUCAUUUUUCCUAACAUUCAUGCUUACCACAAAAGUGAAUAUACUGUGGCGAAAUGACAAUAACUGACUAUAUCUUGAGUAUUAUCAUGUAUGUAAAGUUGAUAUUUUAUAGUAGCAUACUUAAUAUA
Molecule: messenger RNA, 1617 nt
Organism: Thunnus maccoyii (southern bluefin tuna)
Lineage: Eukaryota; Metazoa; Chordata; Actinopteri; Scombriformes; Scombridae
Gene: lrata
Product: lecithin retinol acyltransferase a
Exons: 2
Coding region: 531-1217 (228 amino acids)
Biological process (GO): retinol metabolic process
Molecular function (GO): phosphatidylcholine-retinol O-acyltransferase activity
Source: RefSeq, a predicted model, not a curated record